Molecule: messenger RNA, 1189 nt
Organism: Orbicella faveolata
Lineage: Eukaryota; Metazoa; Cnidaria; Anthozoa; Scleractinia; Merulinidae
Product: protein FAM76A-like
Cellular component (GO): nuclear speck
Source: RefSeq, a predicted model, not a curated record
ACUGACCGAAGCAAGAGCGGAAAAGAGCGGAAGAGAAGCGAAGUGAGCAAACGUUUUCACGAAGAUUGAAGACGUCGAUCGGUCGUGAUUUGGUCUCUUUUUUUGCACGAUGUCUCUUUUUGCGUGUACGAGCUGCAACAGCCGUCAUCCCUUCGAGCAACUUUCAAAGGGAGAUCAACUUUGCAAGUGUGACCCCAGGUCAAUUGGUCUCUGGUUAUGCAUAUCGCAUGGGGAAUGUCAAGAUUUUUUGAUAACGAAAACACUCUGGGCCCAUUUCAGAAUGUUACUGUUGUCAUUACCAGUGAGGCAGGACUGCCGAAAGACAUUCCCUUUGGUGACAUGUACAUAUUGUCGUUUAGAGUUUCAUCUCUUAAGGAAUAUUGAAAAAGAUCCAGUUUGUAAGAAAUGUAGUCACAACCUCAAGACAUAUGGCCAGCCAUCCUGUUGUGAGUACUGCAACAUUAGAGCAGCAUUUGAUGGAAAAAAGUGUUCCAGGUGUGUGAGUUCAGAAAGGAAGUAUGGUGCACCAGUCUCUUGUGAACAAUGCAAACUGAACUGCGCUUUUGAGAAGCCCAUGGAGUCGAGAGAAAAGGUGGAUGGCAAAACCCUUUGCCUCUUGUGCACUUUAUCUUACAAAAGAAUCUUGCAUAAAGCCAAAAAAGGAGAAAAAAGACCACCGCCCAAUGAACAGGAACAUCGCAAGAGAGACAGGAAAGACAGGCACUAUAAACUUGCUAAAACAGAGAACAAUCGCAGUCCCAUUAGGGAUGGCAAGCCACCAUCAGCUGCUGCAGCUGCCCUGGAGAGGACUGGGAGUGCAAGAAACAGUCCGCUUGCCGUCGCACUUUACAGUAGCAUGGCCAAUGAUGCAGCAAAUGAACCCAUUCCACUAGAGUCUCACAUCACAGAACUAACGGAACUUAAAGAGCAGGUGGUAAAUCUAAAGAAACAAUUACAACAAAAAGAACAAGCAUUAAUUGAAAAGGAAAAAAAGCUCACUGAACUAAAAGCUGAAGCAUGGGAGAAGGAAAAAGAACUCAGGCAGAAGAUCAAUCAAAUACAGAAGGAACAAGCCGAGCGAAUUGAAAAUCUGCAGGUAAAUAAUUUUGUAUACAGGUGUAGUUCAAAGCCAAGCUGGGCUUGGCUGGGGUCCCAUCAAAUUGACAGGGGUCAUCAUUGUACAUUUAAG